AAACGCCAAUUAUUAUUUUAUCAAUCAUUGUUUUCUCCAAACAAGCCAUUGGAUUGAACCCAAUCGGAGCUGAAACAAUUUAUCGCCAUGGCAGCAUCCUCCUCCUCCACGGUUGAUGAACUGCAACCACAGUAUCAAGUGUUCAUCAGCUUUCGCAGGGUGGGUUUACGCGAUGGAUUCGUCAACCAUCUUGUCAACGCCUUGGUAAAUCACAAAAUCAACUACUUCAUCGACAACUCUGAAGUCAGAGGCCAACCUCUAGAAGAUGUCGUUUUUAAGAGAAUAGGAACGUCGAGAAUCGCUCUGGUCAUCCUCACCUCGGACUACACCGAGUCAGCUAGGCGCUUGCAACAGUUGAAAAAGAUCAAGGAAUGUGUGGAUGAAGGGAAAAUGGUGGCUAUUCCCAUCUUCUACAAGCUGGAGCCAUCCACCGUGAGACAUAUGAAGGGCGCAUUUGGUGAUGCAUUCACGAACCUGGAGGAAAGUGAUGAGACGAAGAGGAAGUGGAAGGAAGCUUUGAAGUCGAUUCCUGAGUUAAUGGGCAUUAUAGUGCAUGAGGAAAGUUAUGAGCGCUCUGCCGUGAACGAAAUCGUGGAGGGCGUACAAAAAGUGCUACAGUUCACUUCAGUAUCGAAUCCAAGAGACGCUAUAACCAGAACGAAUGGUGAUUUCUUUGACAGGUGA
Thlaspi arvense is the source of this 684-nucleotide messenger RNA. The record is from the annotation of a GenBank genome assembly. Lineage: Eukaryota; Viridiplantae; Streptophyta; Magnoliopsida; Brassicales; Brassicaceae.